This is a messenger RNA of Salvia miltiorrhiza (redroot sage), 858 nucleotides long. RefSeq lists its product as uncharacterized. The transcript is spliced from 4 exons. The record is from RefSeq and is a predicted model, not a curated record. NCBI's taxonomy places the organism in Eukaryota, Viridiplantae, Streptophyta, Magnoliopsida, Lamiales, Lamiaceae. The coding region runs from base 1 to 858 and encodes 285 amino acids.
AUGGGUUUAGAGAAAGAGAAUGAAGAAGAAAGAUUGUCUGAAUAUGAUGAUUCUGACAAAGAGAGGUCUGAUAGUGGUGACUCAGAUGAUUUGAAGCUUAUUCUAGGCAUGCGGUUUGAGGAUGUUUUUCAGUGCAAGAAAGCACUGGUAUCAUGGAGCAUAGUUAAAGGUCAUCCAAUUCACUUUAGAAGGGUAAGCAAGGAUCAGUAUGAGGCUUAUUGUGAGGAGCCUUAUCAGUGGAGAAUCUAUGCUAGUAUAAAGAAAAAUGAGAGGUAUUUGGUGGUGAAGAUCUUGGGUCAAGAUCACACAUGUGCAUUUGCAAUUGGUAAUAAGCAAGCAAGGUAUAAGUGGCUUGGGGAAGAGUACACUGAGGUCUUCAGAGUUAGACCUCAGAUGUGUGUUGAAGAUUUUAGGAAUGAUGUUAAGAGGAGAUUUAACAUAGCUGUUCCAAAUGGACGAUUGUACAGGGCCAAAGCACAUGCCUUACAGGUGCUUAGAGGCACUGUGCAGGGCUAUUACAAUAAAUUAAGGAGUUACAUUGCAGAGUUGAUGAGAGUGGACAGAGAGGGCGGAUUUGAGCUCCUGUGUGGGGAUGGAUGUCAGCUUUUGUGUGCCAUAGGGAAGGAUGGCAAUAAUCAGAUGUAUCCCAUUGCAUGGGCCGUAGUAGAAGUGGAGAAUGAAGCUUGCUGGCGAUGGUUUUUAAGCUUGUUGUUGGAAGAGCUUGGCAUCAGGGAUGAAAAUGGAUUUACUUUGAUUUCUGAUCAACAAAAGAAUUCUUGCUCUGAGCUCUACUCUGGCUCUGAAGUAUAUUAUGGCUCUGGCUCUGGCUCUGGCUCUGGCGCAGAAUUCUUGCUCUGA